Molecule: messenger RNA, 972 nt
Organism: Fusarium venenatum
Lineage: Eukaryota; Fungi; Ascomycota; Sordariomycetes; Hypocreales; Nectriaceae
Source: RefSeq, a predicted model, not a curated record
AUGCCCGGAACAACUGCCAGCAGCCAAGCGCCCUCUCCCAACUUCAAUCCUGCCGAUGAAGAACGUCGCCGUCUUUUUAUUAAGGCAUACUUCACCUUCCACUGCCAGUGGGAUGAAGAGAAGUGGCGAUCUCUCCAGGCCCAGGCAGAAUCGGAUGUCUUUACCAUUCUGCACAAGCAUGUUCAUCUUGUGGUGGGCAACGUCCAUGUCGCCUACGUUGCCGACGACUUCGCAAAGCAGAAUAAUGGAAGAGGGUCUUCCGGGGGUGCUCGGAGGAACUCCAACAGUGGCUAUAUUAUUAGGAAUGGGUUUGCGUACGUGCUCAAUGCCAGGAACGUCAGUGGUCGUGUGAAUGACGAACGCUUUGCUGCGUUUGGCGGCCUCCUAGAAGGCGCAACUGGCGCGAUGGAGGUACCACCUCCUGACAUUCCCGGGCGGAUGCAGCAUCAAGAGUUUAUGCGUGGUAUAUUCAUGGCUGAUUAUGAAUCCAGGCGUGAAGUGAGACGGCGCAAAUGUAGAAACUGCAAGUGUUCUACGCACUCCCUGAAGAACUGCCUUUAUGCCAUCGAAUGUUACAUUACUAGUUGCAUCCUUUGUGACACCGAGGGCCAUGCUAUCUACCAAUGUCGACAAUUUGAAGCAAUGAACUUGAAGGAUAGGAUUCAUGUCCUCAUCCAUGAUCGAGCCAAACGACCCGCAUUGAAAACUUCCAUCGCUUGGUGGAAGUAUCUGCGCGAUUACGCAGAGGCAGGAGGCAAUGAAAUGCCCAAGGAGUUUCCCUGGUCCGCCGAGUUUGCUAUGGGCAAAGCCAAGCGAGAUGAUGGCCUCUUCAUCUUGGGUCUUCAAACUCGCUGGGAUGAGAAGCGAAACAUGGGCGAUCUGCCUACAGAUCCCAAACAUGCUUCUGCGGAAGAUGUCGUUCCCUUGUACAUUGGCACCUACUUCUUGCCAACCGAGGCAUCGGAGGCUUAA